UCACACAAAAACGCGUUUGCGGCAACGGCUUUGUGUUCUACUAAAACAUCACCGACAGGACGAGACGACGGUCAGUUUCGCUUUUUUGUUUGUUAAUAAAGUGUGCAGUACAGUAAGAUAAAGCGAUCGUACAGUCGUAUGCUGACAUCAAUUUUACAAACUGCCCAACGUCUUAGUUUGGCCGGAGAAAAGGGUCGGACGAGAAUGGACAUUCCGAGAAAGAAAAUGCAGUUUCUGAGAGGACACGAGACGAGAAGCGAAGGACUAUACGCAGGCGCUCCAUACCGCAGACGGCUCUCAUUUUGCGAGCCGCGCAAAAAACAAGUCGAAAUCCAGAGAAAUCCUCCUCGGCGCAGACGAUCGUAAAGGGGAAAGAGAAAAGCUCGCGCGACGACCCUGACUCGUUCAAGGAUUCUGUUAUCCGGUCGAUUCUCUCCGAGGCGACGACCCGUGUUUACUUCGCUUCCCGAUGGAAAUAGCCCCGGAAAAGCGGAGAUUUACGCGCUGAAGAGGAUGAGGAAAAGUUUUUUGCUCUUUCUCUCUAUUUACUCGAUUCCGCGGAGGAGCCGAUAAUAUUUACACUGCGCCGCGCGCGACGACAAAGCACAAGGAGCCUUUCAUCGGCAACGACGUAUUGCAACGAUCGAUCAUCCAUCAAUCUGUCGUCGGUCGACUAUAGCCGAGGAUUUAUGCGUGCGAAGAGAACAUCUCACACGCAUCGAGGGUAUAUUAUACACACACACACACACACAAAGCGCAGACGCGCUCAUCAGACAGAAUAUAAUUGAAGAGCUACUCGUCGUCUCGCCGAUGCUUGGCGAGCCGGCUGAAGGAUGAUCCGCGAGGGCCGCUCGCCGCGGACUACGCACUGCAACAGCCGAUCGGGCAUCAUCACAGCUGCAGCCACCGCUCGACCGAGUGGGGACACGUGAGAGUCUGUGCCGAAAAAGACGAAGAAGCUCCGCGACACAGAGAGCAGAAGAAGAAGAAGGAGGAGAAGCAGAGAGGCUGCAGCAGGAGAGUUCACGGCAGAGGGAAUCGGAGGAAGAAGAGCAGCAGCAGCAGCGAUGGGCUGCGGCAGAUGCACGUCUCACCGGCUAGCCGAGUUCGCCGUCGGUUUGGCCAUAGUACUGCUGGUCGCUCUGCUCGUGGUGCUGUGGACCGGCUCGACCAGCGGCGUCGGGCACGAGAAGAAAAAUCACACGGAAGGCGCCAAGAAUCAGCCGAUUUUCGCAGCCGGCGACCUGUUGAGAGCUCGAGGCGGUAACGAGAUACCACAUGAUGGCAGAUCGGACUCGAGGCACCGCGGGGACGCGGAGCCGUCCUGGAGCCGCUGGAAAGACGAUAUCCUUCCGAGCGGCGGCGGCGGCGGCGGCGGCGACUCCGAGAACAUUGUCCUCGCCAAGGCCAAUCAAAAUUCUUACGAGGAUCCGAUGGAAGAGCAUUCCAAGGCGGAGAGGCACCACAGCGGUCACUUCCGGCACAGCCAGAACAAGGUCUGGGACCCCCAUCCGCAGUACGAAUUCACGGCCUUCGGCAGGAAGUUUCAUCUGAGCCUGAAGGAGGACAACAGCGUCGUCGACGCCGGUUUCUCGGUGACGCACAUCGGCAGAAACACCUCGAGGAGAGAGUACCCCGAGACGCACACGGGCUGCUUCUACAACGGAUACGUCGAGGGCGACCCCAAGUCCAGCGUUGCUGUCAGUCUCUGUCACGGAAUGGCAGGACACAUGACAACGUCCACGGGAACUUACUUAAUUAAGCCCACGGAGCGGUGGAGCGAUAACGAAAAGCUGCCGGUGGGCUCGCCUUUGCAGCACGUUAUUUAUCGGAUCUCCAAGAGCGAGCUCAAGCCGUUCUCGCCGGCAAAUCGGACGGCCAACGACUUGCCCCAAGUUGACGAUAAUGCCGUUGUCAACGAGACUAUGCACGAGUGCGGCGUCAUGGACAACGGCCAGCAGAUCGCGAUCGACGACUUGAUCACGGACCUCAACGAGACGACGCCAGGAAGAAGGCGUCGCAGGCGUGCGCCCUACCCGUUCGAUGACAGGUACGACGAGGACAGAGGCAGGAGCUACGCCCUGGAGAACGAUCAGACCUCGGCUCUCGAUAUUUACGGCAGCUGGAGAACGCGGCGAGCUUUGCCGAGGGAGUAUUUCAUCGAGGUAAUGGUCGUGGCCGACGCCAAGAUGAUAGAUUACCACGGGGCCAGUCUCACCUAUUACAUCUUAGUCCUCAUGAACACGGUCUCCCGGAUCUACAAGGACCCGUCGAUCGGCAACCCGAUCAGCAUCGCGGUCAUCAAGAUCAAGCAGGUGGACCAGAUCUUCGGCGUCAAGCAGGAGGGCAGCGACGGUAUUGGCGCCGCCGAGAUGCUCCGGAAGUUCUGCUACUGGCAGACGCUCAACAAUCCGCACGAGCCGUCGCCCGAGCACCACGACGCCGCUCUACUUCUCACUAGGGAGAACCUCUGUCACAACCCAGGAGAGAAGCGCUGCGACACCUUGGGCCUAGCUGAACUUGGCAGGAUGUGCUCUCCAGGCUCGUCUUGCGCCAUUGUCCAGGACAAUGGCUUGGCCACCGCCUUCACCAUUGCCCACGAGAUCGGCCACGUGCUAAAUAUGCCCCACGACGACGACCCGAAGUGCACCAAGUAUCAGGACAGCUCGGGCGUGCGCAACAUCAUGUCGCGGAUGCUCGACAAAAACACCGUGCCCUGGGAGUGGUCCAAGUGCUCCAGACACUACGUCACCGAGUUCCUCGACGUGGGCCACGGCAACUGUCUGCUGGACGAGCCGCGCAACAACAAGAUCAUGUCGCGGUCCCACGGGGGCCGACUGCCCGGCGAGGACUACUCCGAGAACAAGCAGUGCGAGCUCGUCUACGGCCCCGGAUCCGAGAUCUGCCCGCACAUGGUGAGCGAUGUAUGCAAGAGGUUGUGGUGCACCGUGCCGUACUCGGAUGACCGGAGCGAGCAGUGUCACACUCAGCACAUGCCCUGGGCCGACGGUACAGUCUGCUGUCCGGGUAAAUGGUGUCAUCGAGGCGAGUGCGUCUCGCGGGAAAACCUUGAGCCCGUCGACGGCCAGUGGGGCAAAUGGAGCGACUACGGCAAUUGUAGCCGACCCUGCGGCGGCGGCAUCAAAAAGAAGACCCGCGAGUGCAACAACCCCGCACCUAAGAACGGAGGUAAUUACUGCGUCGGCGAGCGGGUGAUGUACGACAGCUGCAACACCCAUGAGUGCCCUUCUGGAUCUACCGACUUCCGGCAGCAGCAGUGCGCCAAGUUUGACAACGAUAACCGCAACAUCCGCAACCUGGCUAAGAAUGUCAAGUGGCACGCCAAGUACACGAGGAUUCUGCCGGAGGACCGCUGCAAGCUAUAUUGCCACGUGGCGAGCAAUCAGUAUUAUAUGCUACAAGACAAGGUCAUCGACGGAACGCCCUGUGGCCCGGACACUUUCCACGUCUGCGUCAACGGCCAGUGCAAACCUGCAGGCUGCGACCACAUACUCAACUCAGCUGCGAGCCUCGACAAUUGCGGAGUUUGUCAAGGUGACAACUCCACCUGUAAAAAGGUGACGGGCAGGUACAAUUCCAGUGAGUAUGGGUACACCAGGAUCACCAAGAUACCAGCUGGUAGCAGCUUCAUAGACAUCAGGCAGACCGGCUGGAUGGGCGCCCAUAACGACAGUAAUUACCUAGCUCUUCGACUGAAGGAGGCCGGUAAGUACAUACUGAACGGAAAUUUCAUGGUGAUGCACCGAAAGGUGAUCAUCCAACCGGGAGUUACGAUGGAGUACAGCGGCCCGGAACCCGUUGUCGAGAGACUAAACAGCUCGAGACCGAUUCAGGUUGAUCUUAUUCUGGAGGUUCUCUCAGUGGGUAACGUAAACCCACCGCAGAUCACCUACGAGUACCUAAUGCCUAAACGCAUCCUGGAAAGUCACACCUGGAGCUUGGAGUCAGAAUGGUCGGAGUGUAACCGUCUCUGCCAAGGCAUGAGUCGCCGACUUGUUCGCUGCCGCAGCACCGAGACCAACAGUACCGUGUCCGAUGACUACUGCCCGUCCGAAAAGCGUCCUCGCGAGGAGAUAAGAAGUUGCAACAGCCACUGCGAGCUCCAGUGGCAGGAGAUUCCAAACUCCAAAUCCGAGUGCUCCAACCACUGCGGCCCGGGUUUCCUCUCGGUCAAGCACCGCUGCGUGAAAAUCGCUCUGAGCCGAAACACGUCACCGCAACAUGUCCCAUCGCACGUCUGCCAGCACCUGAUACCACGCCCGGAGAGGAAAGCUUGCAUCGGACCCUGUAACUUCGCACAUUGGCGCUACGGCGAUUGGAGCGCCUGUUCGGUCAGCUGCGGCGACAACGGUAUUCAGUAUCGCAUGGCCGAGUGCGUCGACCGCGAGAACAGGACCGUGCCCGAGGACAAAUGCCCUGCCGAAGGCAAGAUCAUCAUGCAGGCCUGUGGACAGAAGUCCUGCCCCAAGUGGGACCUUGGAGAAUGGAAGCCGUGCUCGGUGAGCUGUGGAAUCGGCAUAAGGGAGAGACCGUACUGGUGUCAAGUGGAUAAUCACGUGGUGUCGAAGAGCGAGUGCAAGGAACCGCCCACGGGGGUCAGGGAGACCUGCAACGCUGGUCCUUGCCCUACGUGGGAAACCGGCAAUUGGAGCGCUUGCUCGGUCACCUGCGGUGACGGGGUAAGGAGGAGAAUGGUCGCCUGUAGAUAUCCCAAUGGAACAAUCAGUAAAGGAGACUGUAAUUCUGCAAUUAAGCCCAUACAGUCGAUAAGCUGCUCGUUGAAGCCUUGCCCGACUAAAGCUACGUUUACGCCUGUAACUUACUCUUCGAACUUGCCGGCCGACGACUUCCCUCAGGUGCAUCACGAAAACGAUAUCAACAAUAUUAUUACAUUCCGCUCUGGAUAUAAAUGGUCCGUUGAAGACUUUGAGCCGUGCUCGAAAUCAUGCGGAGGUGGCUUUGCCAAUCAAAUCAUCAAAUGCAUUUCCGUGGAGACUAAUAAAGUGGCACCCGAUGACUACUGCGACUCCAAGAAACGUCCAGUAGAUAGGAUAGCGUGCAAUAAACAGCCGUGUCCAACUUGGUCGGUAGGAGGCUGGAGUCAGUGCGACGUCAAAUGCGGCGAUGGAUACCAGCAUCGACAAGUUUCGUGCCAAGAUAAACGCGGCGAAGUCCUAAACGAUAGUGACUGUUCAGAAGUCUCCAGACCUAGACACGCCAAGAAGUGCCAGAGACCUCCUUGUCGCCCUAGCAAAAACAGCUACAGUUCUCAAGCAGUUAUAGAGUACAAGUGGCGUGCAGGCAGUUGGAGUGAGUGUUCGGUGAGCUGCGGCAAUGGGGUGCGACGUCGCGAGGUCACCUGCCACCGCAUCAAUAGCUUCGGCUGGGAGGAUCCGACGCCCCUGUCAAGUGGCUGCCCUCUGAGAGACAAACCCCCGAUAGCGCAGGUCUGUCGCAAGGGAGGCUGCAACGAACCCUUCUACUGGAUGGCCGGCAACUGGAGAAAAUGCUCCCAUCCGUGCGGCCGUAAGGGCAGGCAGUCCCGGCGGCUCUUCUGUCUCGAUCGCCAUGGCAGAAAGGUCAGGCGGCGUCACUGUCCAAUUAACCUGCGACCGCAACGCAAGCGCAAAUGCAAUCCGCGGCCAUGCACCGGGCCGACCUCGUGUCUCGAGGUGCAGAGUAGAUUAAAGACUAACAUUGACGGCGAGUACACGUUGCUCGUCGGAGGGAGGUAUAUGUCAAUUUACUGCCACGGAAUGGAGAGUUCUGAGCCCCAGGAAUAUCUCACUCUGCCCACCGGCGAACGAGAGAACUUUGCUGAAAUUUACGAUAAACGACUUCAGGAUCCAAGCACAUGUCCUUACGAUGGAAGAAGAAACGACAGUUGCCAAUGUAUGUCGGAUUCGGUAUCGAUGGCCGGACGAUCGAUGUUUCAAAAAAUUAGAAUUAACGUUCACACUUUACACAUCAUAGCUGACAACUUCAGGUACGCUAUGAAAAUCGGAAAAAAUAACAUCGAAUAUGGAAAAGCUGGUGAUUGCUACAGCCAAAUUGAUUGCCCGCAAGGGCGAUUUGGAAUAAACUUAAGUGGCACAUUGUUAAUGCUCUCACCAGAUGUCCAUUGGCCAAAGCAAGCGAAUUCGUACACUAACAUUGAAAAGAUAACUAAUCAACGAGUCGUUGGGACAUGUGGUGGAUACUGUGGAUUUUGCACGCCUUUUCCCAGCCUUAAGCUAAACGUUUUACCGCCUUAAAUCUAACUAAACAAAGCAAAGUGUAAUGCAUUUGCUGAUGGUUAUGAUUAUUUGUUGACAAUACGAAAGAAUACAAGAAUAAUUCAUAAAGAUUUUCUAAAAAAUCUUCGUAUAAUAAAAUGAAUGGCAAAUUAUUAUGAGUGUUAAUGUCGGUGCCAUAAAUGUAACCAAACGCGUCCUAUUUGUUGUGAAUGAAUGCGUGUAUAUAUAUUUUACUUUAUUAGUCUAUUUGUGAAAGAGUAUUUUAUAUACUAAGAUUAUAGAUAAUUUUUUUGUAAUACUGCAUUGUUCAAUCGUGCUAACAUAGUAAUGUAAAUUGUACUUUUGCAUUUGAUUUCAUGUAGAAAACGAAAUGCACUGCCGUCAUAAAAGAAGAAUUAUCGAUCACCGAAUUCGUAAGGUUCUGCAUCAGAUCUGCUUAGAAAAAUCUCAUAAAUAAUUUUGGAACGAAUUCUAAUCUUAUUUAUUAUUUAUGUAUAACUAAUCUUUACUGCCCAGCAUAACUUUUUUUUUAUCAUCAUUCUAAGAUGUAGUCUCAGCGAGAAAAGGGACUUGAACACAUAAAAAUGUGUCUGUACUAGUCAUUUGUUCCAGGGCGCUUCUUAGAGCAUCAAAAGUUCUAUUAGCAAUUUAUUCACGAGGUGCCAGAAAAAUUUUUAAAAGUAUUGAUUUUGUAAUUUUAAAUGAAACUACUAUAAUAGGCCAUUUUUCAUUUAUAGUAUCGGGUUAAAAAUAAUAAUAGAUUGUCGUGUUCGCAAAAUACAAUGCAAGAGACUCUCUAAUGAAAUAUAAAGGGGUAACACUGCCAAUUUGUAAGUAAUGUUGCCAAUUAGAUUAGUAUUUAUUGUAUACCUUAUACAUUUAGAAAAUAAUAAGAAAUUUAUAAUAUAGCAUUCGAAUACAUACAUAAAUAUAUCAUUUAGACGUUUUUAUAGAAAAAUUAAUAAAGGCAUAAAAUAAAAA
Messenger RNA from Nasonia vitripennis (jewel wasp), 7238 nucleotides. RefSeq names its product A disintegrin and metalloproteinase with thrombospondin motifs 9 (gene AdamTS-A). The record is from RefSeq and is a predicted model, not a curated record. Gene Ontology annotation, biological process: extracellular matrix organization; proteolysis. Lineage: Eukaryota; Metazoa; Arthropoda; Insecta; Hymenoptera; Pteromalidae. Gene Ontology annotation, cellular component: extracellular matrix. Gene Ontology annotation, molecular function: zinc ion binding; metalloendopeptidase activity. The transcript is spliced from 28 exons. The coding region runs from base 1068 to 6275 and encodes 1735 amino acids.